AUCCUCCUCUCACCCGAUCUUCCAACCUCCCUCACUCUGCCCCCUCCCUCUUCUUAAGACCCAAGAAACCCAAACCUUCCUCUUUUUUUACAACCAACCCCCUUUCUCUUCUCGAUCCAGACCGAGAAACCCAAAACAAUCUUCUAAUUUUGCAGAACGAGGACAGAGUCGAACGAUGAGCAGCAUCGGCACCGGCUACGAUCUCUCUGUCACUACCUUCUCGCCCGAUGGCCGCGUGUUUCAGAUCGAGUACGCCGCCAAGGCUGUCGACAACAGCGGGACCGUGAUUGGGAUCAAGUGCAAAGAUGGGAUCGUGCUGGGAGUGGAGAAGCUGAUCACAUCGAAGAUGAUGCUGCCGGGAUCCAAUCGGAGGAUUCAUUUGAUUUCUAAUUUUUGGAACCUUUGCUUAGCUGUAGCUGGCCUAGCAGCAGAUGGUAGACAGAUUGUUGCGCGUGCAAAGUCUGAAGCAACUAACUUUGAAAAGACUUAUGGCGAACCUAUGCCAGUGAAAGAACUUGCAGACAGAGUAGCUAGUUAUGUUCAUCUCUGUACACUUUAUUGGUGGUUACGACCUUUUGGCUGUGGAGUUAUACUUGGAGGUUAUGAUAGAGAUGGACCACAACUGUACAUGGUGGAACCCUCAGGAGUUUCUUAUAGGUACUUUGGUGCUGCAAUUGGGAAGGGAAGACAGGCUGCCAAAACGGAGAUAGAGAAGCUUAAGCUCUCUGAAAUGACUUGUAGAGAAGGUGUUAUUGAAGUCGCCAAGAUAAUAUAUGGGGUACAUGAUGAGGCGAAGGACAAAGCCUUUGAGUUGGAACUCAGUUGGGUUUGUGAUGAAUCGAACCGCCAACAUCAGAAGGUUCCAGAUGCUCUCCUAGAGGAAGCUAAGGCAGCUGCGAAAGCAGCACUAGAGGAGAUGGAUGCAGACUAAGGAGCUCAGAUAUCUUAUUUUGUUAGUUUCGUUUCGAUUGAGAAUUAUCAAUGAGCCUUUGUCUAUCAUUGCUUAAAACUUAAAAAAUAGUGUACCUUAAUGAUGGACGGGGGUUAUGGAGGAAAAGUAAUAGUUGCGUGUGGUCUUUGUUAUCCAACAUUGACUGGAAUCUGAAUUUUCUUGCACUUUUUCACCUGUAUUCAUCACUUACAUUUGUUUUAUCGGGGAUUCUGCAAUUUGAAAUCGUACACAGUGAUGCAGUGCUUUUCAGUUAAAA
Messenger RNA from Asparagus officinalis (garden asparagus), 1208 nucleotides. Its product is annotated as proteasome subunit alpha type-3-like. Gene Ontology annotation, cellular component: nucleus; proteasome core complex; proteasome core complex, alpha-subunit complex. NCBI's taxonomy places the organism in Eukaryota, Viridiplantae, Streptophyta, Magnoliopsida, Asparagales, Asparagaceae. Gene Ontology annotation, biological process: ubiquitin-dependent protein catabolic process. The transcript is spliced from 11 exons. Bases 176 to 931 code for a protein of 251 amino acids. The record is from RefSeq and is a predicted model, not a curated record.